AUGGGAGUGAGUGACUUGUGGCAAAUUUUGGAGCCUGUUAAGCAACACAUCCACUUGAGUAGUCUUAGUGGGAAAACCAUUGCUGUUGAUCUGAGCCUCUGGGUGUGUGAAGCACAGACAGUCAAAAAAAUGAUUGGAACUGUCACGAAGCCUCACCUCAGGAACUUAUUUUUUCGUAUCUCACAUUUAACACUAAUGGAUGUAAAACUGGUGUUUGUUAUGGAAGGGGAACCCCCAAAACUGAAAGCUGAUGUCAUAAACAAGAGGAAUCAAAUUCGGUAUGGGCCUUCUGGAAAAAUGUCGUCUCGGCAAACAGGGCGAUCACAUUUUAAAUCAGUGUUAAGAGAGUGUCUUGAAUUGCUGGAAUGCUUAGGAAUUCCCUGGGUCCAAGCUGCUGGGGAAGCGGAAGCCAUGUGCGCUUACCUCGAUGCCAGCGGUUAUGUGGACGGCUGCCUCACCAAUGAUGGGGAUGCUUUCCUCUACGGGGCCCAGACUGUUUAUAGGAACUUCACUAUGAACACCAAGGACCCACAUGUUGACUGUUAUACCAUGUCAUCGGUUAAGAGUAAACUAGGUUUGGAUAGAGAUGCUCUGGUUGGACUGGCAGUACUGCUUGGCUGUGAUUAUCUUCCAAAGGGCGUCCCUGGAGUUGGAAAAGAGCAAGCAUUAAAACUUAUACAGAUUUUGAAAGGGCAGAGUUUACUUCAGAGGUUUAUUCAAUGGAGUGAAGACAAAUCUUGUGACUCUAAUCAACAACCACUAGUUAUUAAAAAACUGGCUCAUUGCUCAGUGUGUUCCCAUCCAGAAAAGCUUGCCGUUGUGAGGGAUUCCCAUUCCAUGAGGUUAUUCAAGAAUUCCUUUUGA
Pipistrellus nathusii (Nathusius's pipistrelle) is the source of this 864-nucleotide messenger RNA. The record is from the annotation of a GenBank genome assembly. NCBI's taxonomy places the organism in Eukaryota, Metazoa, Chordata, Mammalia, Chiroptera, Vespertilionidae.